Drosophila arizonae is the source of this 975-nucleotide messenger RNA. Its product is annotated as trypsin 3A1. The record is from RefSeq and is a predicted model, not a curated record. Gene Ontology annotation, molecular function: serine-type endopeptidase activity. Gene Ontology annotation, biological process: proteolysis. Lineage: Eukaryota; Metazoa; Arthropoda; Insecta; Diptera; Drosophilidae.
AUAAGUCACCUWUCGCAUCACAUUAUGCAGCGCACGCAACUGCUAUUCUUCGCUUGGCUGGCAUUUGCCGCUGCCCAGGACAUCGCCACACAGGAGCAGAGGCUAUUGGCGGACAGAGAUACUCUCGAUCCACAGGAUGGUCGCAUUGUCGGUGGUUGGGCAACAAAGAUCGCGCAUUUCCCACACCAGGUCUCACUCCAGAAGGGCACACGUCAUAUCUGCGGUGCCACUAUAUUGGCACCCACUCUGGUACUAACUGCCGCUCAUUGUGUGCUGAAUGCCAAUGAGCCGCAGGACUAUUUCAUACGCGCUGGCUCCACCAAGUGGUCAAGUGGCGGCAGCCAUCAUCGUAUUCGUCGUAUCAUUCCUCACGAGCAUUUCAAUCUGCCUACACAUAUGAACAACGACAUCGCUCUGUUACAGCUCCAAGAUCCGCUUAUCUUUAGUGACAACAUAAAACCCAUUCCGAUCGUAACACCGAUGGAUGAUGUGCCCACACUAGCUCAGCUCUUCGUCAGCGGCUGGGGAUCCACAAAAGUGGAGCAAAUGGCCACAUCACCGCUCUUGCAUUACACAGUCAUCGUUCAAAUGAAUCGCGAUUCGUGUGCACGUAACUACUUUGGCGCCGCCACCAUAACAUCCACCAUGUUCUGUGCAGGCAGCAAGUCUGGCAAAGGUGAUCGGGACAGCUGCGUGGGCGAUUCGGGUGGUCCGUUAAUCACACACGUUGACGGUCGCUUCAAACUGCUUGGCAUUGUAUCUUGGGGCUUAGGCUGCGCCAACGCUCAAUAUCCGGGCGUUUAUACCUAUGUGCCUGCUUAUAUGAACUGGAUAUACCAGACAGUGCAGACACUGACCUAGGCUUAUAGUAUUUGUAUUUUAAAGGUUUUAUUGUUAUGCGCAUCUAACCUAACUAAAAAUAGAUUUAAUAAGUUUCUUAAAAAUCACACAGCCCAGCUCUUAAAUUGUAUGACU